Molecule: messenger RNA, 1716 nt
Organism: Maylandia zebra (zebra mbuna)
Lineage: Eukaryota; Metazoa; Chordata; Actinopteri; Cichliformes; Cichlidae
Gene: unc119a2
Product: unc-119 lipid binding chaperone a2
Biological process (GO): visual perception; negative regulation of caveolin-mediated endocytosis; lipoprotein transport
Cellular component (GO): centrosome; spindle midzone; intercellular bridge
Molecular function (GO): lipid binding
Source: RefSeq, a predicted model, not a curated record
CGGAGACGUUUUAUAUCAAUCAGCUGUUUGUCGCGCUGAUUGCCGCGCGCAAAACUCGGUUGUAGCGCAGACUGUGCGUAGAAGCACCAGCCGGUCUCUGCGCCACUGAGACGCUCUCUCUCCCCUCCUCCUCCACCUCGUCAACGGCAACAGCCAUCUGCCGCCUCUUUUAAUUUCAAACCCAGCAGAUUUUCCCACAAACGUCCAGCUUCACUUGACAGAACACAAACUGCGUUUGACGCUGUGGAGGACAGCUCGCUCUCCGCACGUAUUGCGCUGGAGCAGGAAGACAGCCGGGGCACAUUUCGCACACGACACUCCGUCUGCAGAGACAGGCUGUGGGAAAGACGAAGCGGAUUUGAAUUAAGCACCGGAUAACAGGCAGCAACUCUGCAUCUUUCGGUGAGGGAGGGAGAGGAGGGAGGCAACUGUUUUGUAGCUAUCUUGGAAGCCCUGGGUUAGGAGAGGGGGGAGGAGGAGCGGAGAAUGAGCUAUUCUUGCACCAGCAGAGGCAACAGCCAGGACCCAUCAAGCGCUAAGAAGCCCGCCGGUAGUAAUCCAGCCAGAGACGCCGGAGGCACCGACAGCGGCACAGACAGCACCAGUAACGGCAGCCCCAAGCAGACGGCGGCGAUGAAAGUGAAGAAAGGCUGCAACUCGACCGACGUGGGGGUCCCGGUGACCACCGAGGAGCAACUGCUCGCCAGCACUGUGAUCACUCCGGAGGAUGUUCUUGGCUUGCAGAAGAUCACAGAGAAUUAUUUGUGUAGCCCAGAGGAGAACAUUUACAACAUCGACUUCACCAGGUUCAAGAUCAGAGAUAUGGAGACCGGCACAGUGCUGUUUGAAAUCACCAAACCCCCGUCUACAGAUAAAGGAAGUGAGAAGAGGGAUAUUGACCCAAAUGCCGGCCGAUUCGUCCGUUACCAGUUCACCCCUGCGUUUCUCCGACUGCGGCAAGUUGGAGCCACUGUUGAGUUCACAGUCGGAGACAGACCGAUAGAGAAUUUCAGGAUGAUUGAGAGGCACUAUUUCAGAGAGAAGUUGCUCAAGAGUUUUGACUUUGAGUUUGGCUUCUGCAUGCCCAGCAGCAAGAACACCUGUGAACACAUCUACGAGUUCCCACCUCUGUCUGAAGACAUCAUCAGAGAGAUGAUCCUGCACCCGUAUGAGACACAGUCGGACAGCUUCUACUUUGUGGACAAUAAGUUGGUGAUGCACAACAAGGCAGACUACUCGUACAAUGGCGGGACGUAGAGGUGGCACGCUAACAGGAGAGCAAGCGGAGUUAUGGACUAAACCCGAGGGACGAUCAAAAUACACGUGUGGGGUUAACGUCCUGUUGAUCCUGCAGUCCCUCUCCCUGUAUCUCUUCCUCUCCCUCUUUGUUUUUCCUUCAGAGAGGAUGCCGUCAAGAAAAGGCCCACACAGAUGUGACACUUAUAAUCUGUGAGAGUGUGUGUGUGUGUGUGUAAGCACAUCUGGGUUUAUCAAAGCCUAACAGGAAACACACACACACACUGAUGCACAGAGCUCAGUGUGGCGUCGCUGUAACAAAGUGUGUUUGUAACAUGAUAAACUUGCAAGUAAGCAACUUUUUAGGAAUUAUCAAAUGGUUUUUGCUCUCUAGCCACGUCAUGAAGUGAAAAAAGAAAAAAAUCUUUAAUUAUUGGUAGAAAUUAUUUACAUUUUAGGGUUUAGAAACGCGUCUGAAAA